GAAAGGUUGAACAGUUUUUGAAAAAACUGACAGAGUCUUUAGACGAAGCUGAAAAAAAGUUGCAAACCGAUGAUGAAGAAAUCAAACAAAAAUUGUCAGAAACUUUACUAAAAACUUUGGAGCAUUUGAAAGAAGAAAUAACCAAAUAUCUGUCAGAGCUUAUCAAAACAAUAACGAGUGAAAUUUCAUCACUUGAUGGAAACCAAACGCAAGCUAAAGGAGUAGCGUCAAUUUAUGUAAUAAACGCACUCAAGAAUAUCAAUGACUUCUUAACACGUGAACUACAAAGGUUGAAGGAAGCAUUAGAACAGUUAAACGAAAAAUUAGAGGCUUUUUUCACAAUAUCCUCAGUGGCCAAUUCUGGAGCACGAGAGACAUUAGGAGAUCAGUUAAACACAACUUUGAAGCAAGCAGAAGAACAAAUAACAAUGAUACUGAAAAAUGUUAAAACUGGCCUGCAAAGCAGAUUAUCCGAACUGGAAACUAAACUUAAAGAGCGUUCAGCGGAUACCUCAGGUGCGUUUCUUCCAAAUAAAUGUCUGUUUGCCUGUCCGCUGCAAAAAAUGGGAGAGUCUUGUCUAUGA
Molecule: messenger RNA, 584 nt
Organism: Opisthorchis viverrini
Lineage: Eukaryota; Metazoa; Platyhelminthes; Trematoda; Opisthorchiida; Opisthorchiidae
Exons: 15
Biological process (GO): signal transduction
Source: RefSeq, a predicted model, not a curated record